Micromonas commoda is the source of this 2318-nucleotide messenger RNA. RefSeq lists its product with no specific name. The transcript has a single exon. The annotation marks the transcript as partial. The record is from RefSeq and is a predicted model, not a curated record. Lineage: Eukaryota; Viridiplantae; Chlorophyta; Mamiellophyceae; Mamiellales; Mamiellaceae.
CCGCGGCGGCGGCGCAGGCUGCGGCGGCUGCGGCGGUGGGGAUCCCCGUUCAGGGCACGUACCAGAAUAUGCCCAUGGGAACACCCGCGGACAGGUCUCAGGCUUUUGUCUCAUCGUGGAGCGCGGGCGGCACCUUCCCCUACGGCAUGUCCCCCCACGCCAUGAACAGCGCCGCGUUGCACCCGCUCCACUUUGGCCAAUCACCCCCGACGGCGCAGAUGUCCCACAUGGGAUUUGCCGCCGGGAUGCAGAAUCCGGCGGCUGCGGCAGCCGCGGCGGCGGCGGUGCAGCUUCCAGCGCUGCAGGGUGGCGGUGUGCCGGGCUCGCCCAUGGCCAUGGGGACGCCGCAGGGACUCGCGUAUCAGAUGCAACAGCGCGCCGGCCAGGGUGGACAGCAGCCGGGCGCGGGUGGAAUUCCGCAGGGUUUCCAGGGGUUCCAUCCCGGCGCCACCUUCCAGGGUCCGCAGAGCAUGCCCCACAACGCCAGAGCGGCCGGUGGGAUGGGUCCCCCGCCCCCCAAGCCCGCGCAGCAGCAGGUUGGUUUCAACAUCCCGGGCGCCCAGCAGUCCACGCCUCCCGGCCGGGGCAAGCCGCCGGCGGCAUCCCCGUCGUCGUUCACCCCGGGGAGCCUGUCGCAGACCCGAGGUUUCCGGAUACACACCGUCGAAGAGGACGGGGCGGAGAGCGACGACAUGGACAUGGACGGUGCCAGCGGGAGCGGUCCAAACUCGAGGAGAUCCUCCGGCAUGGGCGCCAGGAAGCGGAGCAACGAGGCUUUCAACGACCCAAGCGAGUGGGAUCCAAACUUCUCCGACGAGCUGUUGCUGGACGGAGAGGGCGGCGCUCAGCACGCCGCACCCCCGACGGCCGCGGCGCAGGGUUCCUCGGCGAUGAGCAUACCGGUAACUGGAGGGUUUGGGGACGGCGGGGCGAACGGAGGGUUUGGCGGGUUUCAGAGUCAGAGCGUUCCAAAGUGGCAGUCGGUGGCCAUGACGGGACGCGCGGGAUUCAGCCCUCAGCAGCAGGUUGGGGGUUGGCCCGGGCACAUGAACAUCGACCAGCAGAACGCCGCCAUCGCCGCUAAUCUCAACGCUUACCUUCAGCAGCAACAGCAGAACGUGGCUGCCGCGGCGGCUAUGAACACGUUCCACCAGGGAUCGCCGCAGCAGCAGAUGGGGUUCUUCCCACCCGGCGGAGUCAACCCGCAGUUCGCGAUGCAGCAGCAGGCGUUCGCGCAGCAGCAGCAGCAGCAGCAGCAGCAGCAGGGCCUCAACCUCACGGGUCUGGCCCAGCAGCCCCACCCGUUCAACGGUCAGGCUCAGCACCAACAGAAGGACUCGGGAUCUACUAGCUAGAUGAUGUCGACGAUUGAAUUUUUCCUAUCCCAACAACUCGUCCAAGAACGCGUCGUCGUCGUCGGUCCGCGCCGCGGCGGUGGCACUCGACCCCCGACCCGCUCCCCCGCUCCCCCGCUCCCCCACCGCCCCGGUGGAUAUCCCCAGCAGAUCGUCCAGCUCGUCGUCACCGACGUUAACUGUGCCGGGCGCCGGAUCCGACGGUCCGGCCCGGGUGCUUAAAAGGAGCGCGUCGAGGUCGUCGUCCCCGUCCUUUGGAGCCGGUGGGCUCGGAGCCGGUGGGCUCGGAGCCGGUGGGCUCGGAGCCGGUGGGCUCGAAGCCGGUGUAGAUACCCGCGGACCCGGUGGCCCCGUACCCCGGGCUCCCGUCUCGUCCCCCCCGGGUCCGGGUCCGGGUCCUUUGUCGCGGGCUUCAAACUCAGGUCCCUCGCCCAGGGCCUCGGCGUACUCCCUCGAGAGCCCCAGCAGCUCCGCCAGGGGCAGCUCGCGCAGCUGCCGAAUCAGCCCGUGCGCGUCCACGCUCAACUCGUCCCCGCCGAGCCCCGAGCCCCCGCCCCCCAGGGCGCGCUGCAGCUCCCCGAGGUCGUCGACGGACCACGAGGGAUCCAUGUACGCGGACACGUGCUGCCGGGGCAACGCGGACGCGUCGCACUCGGCGAGGAGAGCGGCGAGGUCCGCCCCGUUGGACCUCAGCCGGGGACCUGCUAAGGGAUCCUCGGCGUCGGAGUCGUCGUAGGCCGGGGGAAGAUCCAAGGAACGCCCGUGAGCUGGAGCAUCUUCCUCAUCGUCGUCCUCUUCCGAACCCGAAUUACCCGGCUCCCCUUUCCUCCCGAACGUUCCCCGCCUCCCGCCACCACGGCCGUGCACGCGACGGCCGUGCUGUUGCUGUUUGAACCUCGCACGCGCGAGGUCCUUGUUGCUCGCCCCUCCCUCCAUCGUGAACCCCGACGGGAGCAACACGCG